Anopheles stephensi (Asian malaria mosquito) is the source of this 8506-nucleotide messenger RNA. It is a transcript of the gene spg, whose product is annotated as dedicator of cytokinesis protein 3. NCBI's taxonomy places the organism in Eukaryota, Metazoa, Arthropoda, Insecta, Diptera, Culicidae. The record is from RefSeq and is a predicted model, not a curated record. Gene Ontology annotation, biological process: small GTPase-mediated signal transduction. Gene Ontology annotation, cellular component: plasma membrane; cytoplasm. Bases 620 to 6865 code for a protein of 2081 amino acids. The transcript has 13 exons. Gene Ontology annotation, molecular function: guanyl-nucleotide exchange factor activity; small GTPase binding.
UUGUUGCAAUUCUUUGUAUAAUAACAACGAUUUGACUUGUCAAUCCAGAUGUCCACCCACUGCUCGGUCGUGCCGUUCGCCGUGCCGUACGCAUACUUGCAAGAACGGCCAGCGCGCGCGCGUUCACUACACACGGCAGCGGAGGGUCGUUCUCAUAUUCCUUUUGUUUGUGGAAUGUAGCUCCUCGUGCAGGUCCGAUAGCUGCGACAAAAACAGUGCUUACUUCCUAGUUUCGCCAGUUUUCCGUGAUUGGUUCUGAUGCCGCUCCCACAAAUUGCAGCAACAGCAUCUAAGUAAUCGGUGAAGGUGUGGAACUCGCGGAAACGAAGAAAUGCUGUAAAAUGCGCCGUAUCAGGUUCAGGAAGUGAAGUCGGUUUUAGUCGGCGACUGAACGCCAAAAAGGUGCCAAAUCUCCAUGUGCCAGUAAUAUGCAAAAGUGAACAUCAUGCACUGAAUCUCAUCUGAAUCUCCUUCACCGGAUUUGUGUGUCAAUCGGUGAUAGCAAAAAUUGAGUGCCAAAGUUUUUAAGUGAUUUAUGCUAACCAACUAAGUAUCGUCUAAGCAACGAGGAAGAUUACUCAUUCGGACACCCGGAAAAUAAUCAAAAGUGAUAGUCAACAUGAUCUGGUCACCGACUAGCAAUAAAUACGGAGUUGCAAUACACAACUGGCACGGUGAUGUGACGCACGGACUAGCGCUAGAUGUGGGAGACUGCGUGGAGAUACUUGAGGAGACUGCCUACUGGUUUCGUGGCACCUGUCCACGGAAGCCUCGCAAGGUGGGACUGUUUCCAAAAUCGUACAUCCAUCUGAAGGACCUCUCGAAGGUAGAUCCGGUAGUGGCAGAAUGUACGCUAGUGUUACGCGAGUGGUCCGAAAUUUGGAAGCGAUUGUUUGUGGAACGCGAGGAAUACAAAUUUACGUCACUGCGCAAGGUAAUGCUGGCCCUGCUCGAGAGCCGUCGAGAACUGUUAAGCUCUACGCUUACCCAGGAUCAGACAUACGAGCUGCAAAUGAAAGUGAUAUCAAAAAUUGAUUGGGGGAAUCGAAAACUUGGCUUAGAUCUGGUACCUCGAUCAGGCACCCUGGCAGUGGAUCCACAGAAAAUUGGUAUAGUAUCACUGCACCAAGUACACGUUAACAGCGCUGAAAAUGCAAAGGCAGCAUCGAACCGAGGAACGCUUCGGCGAAAAGCGGGUAAAAAAAUACACACGCAUCAUCUGUACUUUUGCAUGCGUGAUUUUGGCCACCGGAUAGGAGACGAUGCAGAGAUCUAUUUCUACCUGUACGAUGGCAACACGAAUCGAAUGCGUGCGCUUUCGGAACGCUUCCUAGUGCGGAUCGCGCGUGACGGCUUCUCGACGUACGUGGAAACAAGUCAUAACUGUACCAUCUUCACCGAUCUUGGAUCAUCCGACCUGAAUCAGGACCUUUACCUGAUCGCCAACGUAAUGCGCGUGGGCAAAAUGCUUCACUCGGAGUCGGUAAAGAAGGGUGACAAACUCACGACUACGACGCACGCCUACCGGCGGCCGUAUGGCGUUGGUGUGCUGCCGCUGAGUGAAAUCGUCCAGUUCGAUUACAGCGUCGAGUCGGAGGAAAAAGAAUUUAGCUUUAAGAUUUUCCAGUGCGAGGAGAAAGACUAUCACCAGCUGCACGAGCUGAUCAUAAAGAAAGCGAGCGGAAAAUUUCAACCGAUCAAUGCAAGCACCCAGGGCCACUACGGACUGGUGGUGUCCAUGAAACUUCUGCACGGCGAAAUCAGUCAGGCAAAGCUGGAGCAACCUAUUCUGUUUCAGGGAACGGCCAUUACCAAAAAGAUAGGCUUCCCCGAUGUGAUUAUGCCGGGCGAUGUGCGUAACGAUCUGUUUCUGACGCUCGAGCGUGGCGAGUUUGAGCGCGUCGGCAUUAGCACGGCCAAGAACAUAGAGAUUACGGCGUUGGUGCUGGAUGAAAAUGGUCGCGUGGUGCAGGAGUGCAUCGCGAUCGCGUCCGGAAGCCCACUUCAGGCGUACUACAAAUCGAUGGUGCUGUAUCACAAUAACUCGCCGGCUUGGAAUGAAACGAUCCGGAUGUUCGUGCCGAUCGAUAAGUUCAGCAAGGCACACGUUCGCUUCGAGUUCCGCAGUUGUUCGACGAGGGAUAAAUCGGAUCCGAAGCUGUUUGGAUUUAGCUUCGCCCGGCUGAUGGAGACCGGUGGUGCAACCAUAGCCGAUGGAGCCCAUGAAUUGUACGUAUACAAAUGUGAAGACCCGCUAAAGGUGCAACCGAACGUGUACCUACGACUGCCCUGUUCGGCCGGUGACCGGCAAGCGCUGGGUGACUCACCCUCACCAUACCACCGCAGCUCGAAAGAAGCCUUUUACGUGCGCACGAUCCUUUGCUCAACGAAGCUGACACAAAAUGGAGAUUUACUAUCGCUGCUGCAGUGGCGCAACAGACCGGAAGGCAUACAGGACUCGCUGCAGCGCGUACUGCGACUGCACAAUGAGGAGCUGAUCAAAUUCUUGCAGGACGUACUGGAUGCUCUGUUUGCGCUAUUCUCAACCGAUGAUGGUAACAGUACGCCCCACUCGGGGCUUGUGUUUCACGUGCUAGUCAACAUAUUUAGUCUGAUGCAAAGUAGCAAAUUUCAACACUUCAAACCGGUGAUGGACGCGUACAUACGCAAUCAUUUCGCGGCACCGUUAGUGUACCAGGGAUUACUGUCGUCGGUUCAACACCUGGCGGACUGGUUGACGACUACCGAUAAUCUGGAACCGAUCGUGCAGUGUUUUAGUUCGCUCGAGUUCAUCUUCAAGCUGAUCAUCCAAUCGCGCAAACUGUUUGCACACGCAUCGGGCGGUCAAUAUGAGGACAAGUUUAAAAAUGAUCUGUUUUCGGUGUUCCUCUCACUGAAUGGCAUGCUCGCUGUGCCAAGCACUACCCAAAUCCUGGCGACACAGGAAGCGCUGCUCAGCAACGCGGGCGUCGUGUUUGAGCAGCUGCGUACCAUCAUUACCCGCCCGGAGCUGGAAACACUCGUGAAAUCUAUGUUAGACGCAGUUCCGAAAGACGCCCAGCCACCGCUGAUACAGGCAAAGCUGAAAUCCAUCAAGGAUAUGGUUUCCGGCCAGCUUUUCCAAGACGACGAACUGCGCUCCGUUAUACUGAACAUUGCCUGCAAACAUCUUCGCAUCCAUUUAGCACGCAGGGACGAGCUAAGACUGUGCUCGGACAUUCUCGCCGAAGUGCUGAUCAAGCUGUAUGAAGCGAAAGCCAAAACGGGGGAGAAACCAUCGAACGCCAUCCACCACGAUCUGGACACAUUGUUUGCGAACAUCUUUCCCAUACUGCUACAAACCAUCAACGUGCUGAGCAAUGGUGGGAACGAAAACCUCGUCUGCUCCCUGUUUGCGGUGAAGCUAGGCUUACUACAGCUGCUCGAUGAAUCUCACUACCAACGGAUGUGGGAUCGACAGCAGAGUGGCAGCAGCCCGACUGGCGGUGGAUCGAUUGUCGGUGGAAAGGAGCUGCGUGAUUUCAUUCAGCAGUGUUUGGCCAUCUUCAAGGACAUUCUGGAACAGGAUUGGAUGAUUUUCUCGAAAGAUUGGUUGGUGAUGAAGAUGGCCGCCAACGAUGUAUUACGGCGCACGCUAGAGGAGCUAGCAAAGCCACUCGUAUACCGAUUCCUGGGUCCGCAAUCGUUCGAUUCACAGCUGUGGCGGACGUACUUUAGCGUUGCGGUUAUAUUCCUCACCCAGCCAUCCCUACAAAUCGAGCAGUACCACGAGACGAAACGGCGCAAAAUAUUGAGCACGCAUGGCGAUAUGCGUGUGAUGAUGGGCUUUCAAAUAUUGAGCAUGUGGGCUCAGCUCGGUGAGCACAAGUUGCACUUUAUUCCGUCGAUGGUGGGACCAUUUUUGGAGGUUACACUUGUACCCGAACCGGCGCUACGGAAGGCUACGUUUACGGUGUUCUACGACAUGAUGCAGUGCGAACAGGUUUCCCGUGGAUCGUUCCGACUGGUAGAAAGUGAGCUGAUCGACAAGCUGGAUUUACUUAUUAGCGAGAACAAGGGGGACGAUGAGUACCGCGAACUGUUUAGCACUAUGGAGCAACUGUGUCUAGCCCUGUUGGAGCGGGUGCAGACGGAAAAUCCUUCCUGGCGCGAGUCGGGAAUUGCAUUCAUUUCCUCCGUAACGCGGCUGCUCGAACGGUUGCUGGACUAUCGCAGCGUGAUGCAGGGUGACGAAAACCGCGACAAACGUAUGACCUGCACGGUCAAUUUGCUCAACUUCUACAACGACGAAAUCAAUCGCAAGGAAAUGUACGUCCGUUACAUCUACAAGCUGCUGGAUCUGCAUCUGGGCGCGGAAAAUUACGUCGAGGCAGGUCUUACGCUCAAGCUGUACGCCGAUAUGCAGUCCUGGGACAGUGAGAACGUUUCCGAGUCGGAAUCGAACGGUCCACCAGAGUGGGAGCAAAAGGAGAAGAUUUACAAAAAUAUCAUAGGCUAUUUCGACAAGGGCAAAUGCUGGGAGAAGGGCAUCCCGCUGUGCAAGGAACUGGCCAUGUUUUACGAGCGCAAGCGGUUCGACUACAACCGGCUGAGUGAUGUGCUGGUGCAGGAGGCGAAAUUCUUCCAAAACAUACUCACCCAGCUGCGCCCGGAACCGGAAUACUUCCGGGUAGGCUACUACGGGACCGGAUUUCCUUCAUUUGUCCGAAACAAGCAAUUCAUCUACCGUGGACUGGAGUAUGAGCGGAUUGGCGCGUUCAUACAGCGACUCCAGACCGAGUUUCCGACGGCGCUGAUUCUGGACAAGAAGCAAUAUCCCCCCGAUAGCUCCAUACUCAACUCGCCCGAGCAGCGGUUCCACGUUGUCAAUGUGCGCCCGAUCGCCGAUCCGUACCAUCUGAAAAGUGCCAAAGUGACCGUCCCGGAAAAGAUUUCCAAGUACUACGAGGUGAACGACGUUACCCGCUUCCAGUACGAUCGUCCCGUCCACAAGGGCACGGUUGACAAGGACAACGAGUUCAAGUCGCUGUGGAUUGUGCGAACGAUCUACGAAACGGCUCAGCCCUUGCCGGGCAUCUUGCGAUGGUUCGAAGUGAGCAAAACCUCGGAACAUGAACUGACACCGGUGGAGUUUGCGUGCGAAACCAUUGCGAACGUGAACAAGGAGCUGUCCGAUCUGAUCGUGCAGUACCGGCUCGAUCCGAAGCGCAAUCUCAACCCAUUCACGAUGCGCCUGCAAGGUUCGGUCGAUGCGAACGUGAACGGAGGGUUCAGCAAGUACCAGGACGCAUUCUUUUCGGAGCGCUUCGCCAAAUCGACCGAGGGUCGCGACCAAAGUGUACACGUGCAGCGGCUGAAGCGAUUAAUCUUCGAACAGAUGCAAAUAUUGCGCCAGGCGCUGGAACUCCAUCGUAGUCUUGCGCCCGAACAGGUGCUGCCACUGCACAACCGGCUGUCGGAAGCGUUCCUCGAGCUGGAGAAGAGUACGGCCGAAUGGAAGACGAACAUCAACAUUCCAACCAAACCACUGCCACCGUUGCCCAUCGGUCAGCAGCAGCAAGCGGGUGACUCGUACGUGGGUUCCAACGGUGGCAAGCUGGGGGGCACGAUGAACGGUGGAGCACAAGAGCUGGCUUACUUCCCGGAGGAUUACGACGGAACGUACAUGUCGGUGAACAAGAAGGCUCUCUCGCUGUCGGGAAUCGUCCCCAUGACGGCAUUGACCUCCUCCCCCGUACCGCACAUUCCUCCCCGUGACAGCACCGGUGGCAUGAUGCUGCCAGCAGUGUGUUCACCCACCGCACCACCGUUGCCACCGCGCGGCCACACACCGGACAAGCGUAGCUCCAAUCCGAUGCCAUUCACCGAAUACGUCGAACAGCAGCAGCUGCAGCAGCAACAGCAUCAGCAGCACAGCUUACCGGGCAAAAAUCGGCAAAAGAAGUACUCGCUGUACGAAAUAUCACUCAACGACAGUGGCAAUUACGGUAGUCCGCGGAAUCUGACCGAGUUUAGGCAAGGGUUCUACCGUGAUUCGGGCAUCUCUACCAGCACCCAGGAAUUGAACAAUCUCAACGUCGCGUCGUCAUCCGGAACGGCAGCGCAACAAACCGGAGAAGGCAGUUGCGUGCAAACCCCGCACCAACACUACCAUCAACCGAUGGCCAUUGCGUCCACCGUAACGCCGCACGACGAUUACAACAUCAUCGCAAACGGAAACACGAUGCCGGUGGUCCGUGGCCAUCAAAAGACCAACUCAAACCCCGAAGCGUACCAAAGCAUUCCGAUGAUGGCGACGGGCGGCGGCAUAUCCCCAUCCGCUGGCGCGACCACCACGCAACCGCCACCACCACCAAUUCCACCCAAGUCGGCCUCGUUGCACCAUCAACAUUCGCUGCCGGCCGUCAGCCUUGGGGUGGGAGCAGGCAACAAUAAUAACAUCAACAACAACAACAACAAUAACAGCUUCCACGGGCAGCAUUUACCACAGCCGCCGCACUACCACCACCAUCAGCGCAAUCAGUCGCUUAACCUAAGCACCAACAGUUUGUCCGAUGGUGAGCAGCUCAGCCUGAACGACAUUAGCCCAGCGCCGCCGCCAAUGUUCAACGACAACUUUAGCGAUUCGUUCAGUGAUGAGUGUGACAAUCCGGCCGGCAGUGGUGGAGUUGUCCAGCGUGCCAAGCUUACACCCAGUCCGGGACGGUCAGUUGGCGGAGGUGGAGGAGGAGGAGGAGGAGGAGGUGGAGGAUCCGGAGUGAAUGGGACCGGUGAAGCGCUGGAGCUUAGUGCCAUCACAACGACAACCACCACGACCACCAUCAUUUCCUUGCGGCGGGAUGAUGAGGACGAAAUAUUCUACUAAGGGCGUGUGUGUGUGUGGCCGCGGAGUACUAAGACUUUUCUACAGAUCGUUUUCGGUCGCACCACUUGGGAAGGAGAAAACCGGUGGAUUUCAACCGUGGACAGGAAGAAUAUAUAUGUAUAUGUGCAAUCUCUAUCAUCCAUCAUCCCAUCGGUGAAAACGGAGCAAACGGAUGGGAGGGGUGAUACGCUUCACGAUAAGAAAGUAACUACAUACCAACGAGAACUACAUUCAGGAACAUCGUAAGGACCCACGUCGGUGCCGAGGACACCGUUUUGGAAGCGGGCGGCAAACUGCUUGCUAUAUUUAUCGAUAUACACCGCCACAAGCGGCAACGCGUACGUAUGCAUGCUACAUAUAUCUCUAUAUACACAUUUAUACAACCAUCGAUAAUUUAAUUGAAAACGAAUUCCAUACAAUGAAUUACUAUAUACCUCUCCUGCAUACAUUUACUCAAUCUCUGUGCGUGCUGCCACCCCAUUAGACGGUGUGGCGUUAUCUAUAAGAGGAAUAUUUUGCAGUGGAGAUCGAAAGCUGCACUUCAUCGAUCACCUCUGUAUGUGUGUGUGUGCGUGCGUGUGCGUGUGUCUGUGUGUGAAAGAAUCCAUUUGCCAAAAAAAAAAAACAAAAAACAAGAAAACUUUAACCAUUAUUAAACAAGUAAACAAAUAAGGAAAACUGCUGGUGCUGGAUGUAGUGUAUGCAGCCCAGAACCCAGCAGCAAAUCUUCUCGACUGGUGUUCGCCCACCCAAGGGCGCCGUAAAGUGAACAACCAAAUUGCAUAAACGAUAUUAUAAAUGAAAAUAAUUUAGCAUUUAGAAAGAGAGAAAAGUUCAUACGAUACACAAUCAAUCAACGCGUGCACGCUCACGCGCCCUAUUUCGCUUUGUGAGUGCUACAAUUCCUUAAGCAAGAAGGGGUUGGAGCGUAGGCGCAUAGGCGCAUUUGUCGUGGACAUGAACGAGUGUGAUUUCAAUCUAGUAUUUUUACUCCCAGAAAGGAGAGGCAGGAGCAGGAAAGGAUUUUGGGCCGUCCGAGUGAGAACGCAGAACACUAGCGGGACAGACAGUAGUUGGUGUGGUUGAUACGAUGCUAUCCAGGCUGAGCCCCCGGUUUAACCCCAAACCCGUGAGGCGUAUGCAUACGAUACGUACAUAAAUUAACUAAUCCCACUUUACAUACACUCUGCUUGCUUUUCCGUUUCCCGCAUUUUCCAAUUUGAAAACAAAAUUUCCUACAGCAUUCUACCUAGUCAGCAGCAGUGAGCAAUGGGAAAACAAUCUCUCGGAAAGCUUGCAAACGAACGUAAAAGCGUGAAUUUUAAUUCAUAUAAAAGAACUAUUAACUAGAUAAUGGUAAUACAGCUGUAGUAGGCAAAUUAGUGUGAUUGAGUGUGAUUAUGCAGAAGAGAAGCGACAAGGAAACAUUGCUUGAUCAUGAGUUAGUCAGGAUAGUUUGUACGUGUGCAGCCGGUGUGCCAGCUUGGGGCCACUGACUACUACUACUAGUACUGCUAAGGCUUCUACUACUACUACGACGACUACUCGGCCUUUAUGGCUGACCGCAUGCAGAUAACGUUCAAUCUUGAUCCUUUUAAGGUAAAUACCUAAUAAAAACAACAGUGCUACAGUAGGUUGAAA